Messenger RNA from Cygnus olor (mute swan), 3434 nucleotides. It is a transcript of the gene STAMBP, whose product is annotated as STAM binding protein. The transcript has 10 exons. The record is from RefSeq and is a predicted model, not a curated record. The coding region runs from base 761 to 2056 and encodes 431 amino acids. Lineage: Eukaryota; Metazoa; Chordata; Aves; Anseriformes; Anatidae. Gene Ontology annotation, cellular component: endosome; cleavage furrow. Gene Ontology annotation, molecular function: metal-dependent deubiquitinase activity; K63-linked deubiquitinase activity; protein binding. Gene Ontology annotation, biological process: protein K63-linked deubiquitination.
UUGGGGUCGCUGGGCAGCGUUUCGCUGUGGCUGGGACCUUUCCCCCAUUUAGGAAGAAGCUGUGGGGAAGCCUCACAUAGCCGGAAGGUUUAGAAGGCGCUCUGGUUUCAGCAGCGUGAUUUCAUAGGAAAUUUAACCCUUGCGAUGAUCUGAGGGGGCUUUUCCAGGGGAGCUGAGCUUUCAGUGUAAGGGAGAGUGCUGAGGAGACUUUUGGGGCUCUCUGCCCAGGUGAUUUCAGCAUUUCCUUGGCUUCAAGUUUGUUGGCUUGUGCCGUGGCUUAGGAGGUGUUUGUAGGAGCUAGGCAGAAGGUAGAUACGCAGAUCAGGUUGAGGUGCAUUCGUGGCGUGAUGGCAGUGCCUCCCACAGCACAGGGAACAGAGGGAUAGUGCCUGUGCCUGGGCAAGAGCAAUGUGGGCUCGAGCUUGAUGGGUAGGGACAGUUCUGCUGAGCAGCAGCGCCCAGAAGCAUGGCCUGCAGCCCUCAUCACUGCUGUAUAAGUGAAGCAGUGGGUGCUGCCAUGCAAAAACCCUGCGCAAAGCUUCUGCUGCUCAAGUCCAAAGGAAAUGCUUUUGCCAGUUUGCCCCAAAUUAGCGCGUGGCACUGGUGGUGUUACAUGGAGAGACAAUUAGCAAGGAAGAGCCAUUUUGGGUAGGAUUCAAAUUGGUCAAACCCUGGGCUGAACUCAAUUGCCGAGGACUGAUCUUGAAUUUGUGGCUGUCUUUCAGGUUGCAAAGAGUAAGUCAGUGCUGCAGCAGCGUUGAUGUGCCUCAUUAUGCCUGACCAUGCCAAUGUCAGCCUCCCGCCAGAGGAGCGUGUCCGAAGCCUGAUCCAGAUGGGGAGCGCUGUUGAAGUGAAUGAGGAUGUCCCACCGCGACGCUACUACCGCUCUGGCGUGGAAAUCCUCCGCAUGGCGACGAUUUACUCAGAGGAGGGAAAUAUUGAGCAUGCCUUCAUUUUGUACAAUAAGUACAUCACGCUCUUCAUUGAGAAGCUGCCAAGGCAUCGUGAUUACAAAACCGCUGUCAUACCUGAAAAGAAGGAAACAGUGAAAAAACUGAAAGAAGUAGCCUUCCCCAGAGCUGAAGAGCUCAAGAAGGAGCUGUUAAAGAGGUACGCCAAGGACUAUGCUAAGUACAACGAGCAGAAGAAAGAGGAGGAAGAGGAAUUUGCACGCAACUUGGCUUUGCAGCAGCAACUGGAAGAGGAGAGAAAUCGUGUAGCCCUGAUGAAGCAGCAGCAGGCAGAGCAAGAGCAGUUUCAUGUCUUUGAGGAGAUGAUUCGACGGCAGGAGCUGGAGAAGGAACGUCUGAGGAUAGUGCAGGAAUAUGGAAAGCCAGAGCCAAGUCCAGAGUCUCUGGAUGGACCCCUCAUCCCUGACAUGGAAAAGCCCCCAACUGAUUUAAUCCCAAAGGUUCCUGCCUCUCCAGUUCACCCUGCAAGUCCAUCAGUGGAGAUUGUCUCACCCAAACCUCCUGUUGUGGACAGAUCUUUGAAACCUAGUGCUUUGGGGAACACAGAAAACAUUGCAAGCAUGGAUGCCCUUCGCCAGGUCAUUGUCCCUCGGGAGCUGUGCCAGAAAUUCCUCCAGCUGGCUGAUACCAACACAGUCCGAGGAGUGGAGACAUGUGGGAUCCUCUGCGGUAAGCUGAUGAGGAAUGAGUUCACGAUAACCCACGUCAUCAUUCCCAAGCAGUAUGGAGGCCCUGAUUAUUGCAACACAGAGAAUGAGGAGGAACUUUUCCUGAUCCAGGACCAGCAUGGCCUCGUUACACUUGGCUGGAUCCAUACUCACCCCACGCAAACAGCUUUCCUCUCCAGUGUGGACCUGCACACACACUGCUCCUAUCAGAUGAUGUUGCCGGAGUCCAUUGCUAUUGUGUGUUCUCCAAAAUACCAGGAGACAGGGUUUUUCAAGCUGACAGAGCAUGGCCUGGAGGAGAUCUCUUCCUGCCGGCAGAAAGGAUUCCACCCGCACUCCAAAGACCCUCCUCUCUUCACUACCUGCAAUCACGUGUCAGUAGUCGAGAGAGAUGUGGUACUGAUGGAUCUCCGAUAGGCCUCUUGCCUUAACCGUUUACUGUAAAACCAUCUUACCUUCCUUCUAUGCCUAGGGAAGUUUUUCUUUCCUCCUGUAGCAGAUGAUUUCUACUGUGUAAUGACCCCCCUUCCUUCCUGAGUAGUCACAGUGAAAUCAGUUCCCUGACCUCAGUGGGAGCAUGUGAAAUCUUGUUGCCUGGUGUUGGACUGGUGAAGUGGUGUUGAGGUUCAAGGUGUAGGGAAAAGCUAACUGGAAAUUCAGACAGAAGCUAACACUGAAGCAAUUGCUUAAUCUGUGGCUUGACCAGCAUCUUGGGGGGUUCCCUGUGAAUUGCUGCAACCUUGAGGUGUGAAAUCACUUCAAGUGCUUUCUGAAGUGGGACUUGCCCAAAUUAACCCAUACUUCGCUUUGCCUCUCUUUCUGGGUUGAUAAAUUGUGGCCUGAGUGUGGCUGGUUGGGAGUAGAUGAAUCUUUGCUGUAGUUUAAAAUCAAACCUUCCUAACACCUCUCACCCCAGUCAAGAGCCCAUCCUUGCUGACCAGUCUUCUGAGCUAGAACAUGUCCUGCUUGCUGGUGCUGCAAGGUUUCUGCCCAGUGAAGCAAGAAGGGGCCCAACCAUUGUGCUUUCCCCUUCCUUUGGGAAACACCUAUUUCGGUGUUUUCGGGGAGAACGUACCUGGAUGCAGCACUGCUUAGUUCUAGCAAUGUUGAGGAGUGAGUGUCUCCUUACUUUAUUCCUUUUCCUGUAUGGAGCAUUCGCUCCAGCUGUUGCACUGGGCUGCCCGGUGGGGGCUUGGGUUUGGCUUGUGCUGGCAAUCCAGUGGAGGAGGUUCUCCCAUCUCUUGGCUGCGCUGUUGGUGGACUCCACGACUGAUACACACCCCAGGACUCAGCUGCUUGCCCAGGCUUGUGGACAGGUUGUGCUCCUUCAGUCCUCAAACACUACCACUCCCAACUGCCUCUUCAGUUCUCAAAGUCUCUCCUUGCCAAAACAAGUGCUCCGUGACAUCACUGUUAUGCAGUACCCCAGCUGGGGACCUUCUCUGAAUUACUCAUAUCAGAUGACAAGCAAUGAUUUUGCUUCCCUUUGCUGUCUGUGCCGAGCUUCCACCCUCACUUAUGCUGGUUUUGAAAGGGAAAAAGUAGUAUUGAAAGGUGGAAAGUUAUCUUGCCUCAGAGGACUGAGCAUGAUGUACAGCCUUUCCACAUUCUUUGGCAGGAUGCUCUGAUGAUCAGCACGUGUCCAUGUGAGUAAGGGAAGAAAAGCAGGAGCUGCCUUUCCACCUGGGAUACGUACAUACAUGUUAUAUAGGUCGUGUCCAUGUACUUCUAAAUACAAAAUGGCAAACAAAAUUUGUUGGUGUACAGCUUAAUACAGAGGGAUUGUAUUAUCUCC